UCUACAGCCAUAUCCAGUUUGGGAGACGGAAGGGGAUAGCUGUGCUAGGCGUUUGCUAUGAGAAAUAUACUCAAUUAAACCAUAGUUUAAAUCAUGUAUUGUCUAAAAAAGUGUAUUAUUCGCUAGCCCACAUGCUAAUUAGCACUAGCAAAUUAUUUGUCCGCGCUCUUCACACUACUAACUAGUUAACGUUAGCAGUUCGUUUAAGAGGCUAAUCUGUAAACUCGAUUUCCCCAUUGACUUUCUUUAGCUAAAUAACUUUCAUUUUCUCCACAUUGUUAGCUAGUAGAUACAUAAAUGACAAACUAGCUAGCUAACGUUAAAUAAAUUACCAUAGAGUGUCGGUUAGUUAACGUUAAUCGAACAAAAACUGUUCUCAGCUAACGUUUCUGUCAAAUUUAGUUCGUUACCUAUAGCUACCUAGGUAUAGGUAACAAAUAUCCCAUACCAAUCACAUUCAUAUUUGAUACGGUAACGUUGUCUGACAUAGCUAGCUGAAGCUGCACUGUUGACUUUCCUAUCAAGUUCCAUCCAACUUGGCAACAGCAUGAACUGUUGAAUCUAUCUGCUGUUGUACAACAUGUCAGCUGGAAGUUUGAUUUUUAUUAGUAGCAACAAUGCUUUUGGCUCAGAUUAACCGGGACUCCCAGGGCAUUGCAGAGUUCCAAAAUGCAGGUGGAGACACUCAGCAGGUCACUCUCUGUUUGGCAGAGGCUGUUUCGGACGGCGAUCAGAUGGACAUGGACACUGUGAGUUUACAGGCUGUGACCCUUGCAGAUGGCUCUACAGCUUACAUACAGCAUAACCCUAAAGUCUCCAUUUCAGAUGGCAAGUUCAUGGAUGGACAGGUCAUUCAGCUGGAGGAUGGAUCUACUGCAUAUGUCCAACAUGUAUCAAUGCCAAGAGCAGAGGAGGCCAACAGGUGGACAGGAUCCCCUUUGUGUGAUGUAAUUGGAGGAGAUGGUCUGAGACUUGAGGAUGGUCAGGCUGUGCAGCUGGAAGAUGGCACAACAGCUUACAUCCACACGCCAAAAGAUACCUAUGACCAGAAUACCCUGCAGGCUGUUCAGCUGGAGGAUGGCACCACAGCUUACAUCCAGCACACAGUACAGAUGCCUCAGACCAACACCAUCCUGGCCAUCCAGGCAGAUGGAACAGUGUCAGACCUGAACGCUGAUGGAACCCUCGACCAAGAGACCAUCAACGUGCUAGAACAAUACACCGCCAAGGUGGAGGCUGAUGAUGUCAACUCCGUACUGAUGAGAGCUGAGCAAGAUUGUGGUGUGCAGAUGCAGAUUGUGCUUCAAAGGCAGAGUGGUCGUAGUUCUAGGGAGCAGCCUACAGAGAAAUCUUUCCGCUGUGACUAUGAGGGCUGUGGGAAACUCUACACAACAGCACACCAUCUGAAGGUACAUGAGAGGUACCACACAGGUGACCGGCCAUAUCUGUGUGAUCACCUGGGGUGUGGAAAGAAGUUUGCUACAGGGUAUGGCCUGAAAAGUCACAUCAGGACACAUACUGGUGAGAAGCCUUAUCGCUGCCAGGAAGUGCACUGUGCAAAGUCGUUCAAGACGUCAGGUGACCUCCAAAAGCACAUCAGAACCCACACAGGAGAGAAGCCAUUCAUGUGCCCGUUUGAGGGGUGCGGGAGAUCGUUUACUACCUCUAACAUCAGGAAGGUGCACAUUCGCACACACACAGGGGAGAGGCCUUACUACUGUGUAGAGCCUGGCUGUGGGCGAGCCUUUGCCAGUGCCACCAACUAUAAGAACCACGUGAGGAUCCACACAGGAGAGAAGCCUUACGUUUGCACAGUCCCAGGCUGUGACAAGCGGUUCACAGAGUACUCCAGCCUUUACAAACACCACGUUGUCCACACACCAUGCAAGCCCUACAACUGCAACCACUGUGGGAAGACCUACAAGCAGAUCUCCACCCUGGCCAUGCACAAACGCACAGCUCAUAACGUCACAGAGCCCAUUGAGGAAGAGCAGGAGGCCUACUAUGAACCCCCUACAGAGGCCAUCGAUGAUCCCUCAGUGAAUUUUGCCCAGGUUGAGGAGGAGGAGUCCUGUUCGGAACAGAUGACUGAGCCCAUUGGUCAGCAGCAUGUGCAGCUCAUAACACACCCAGAUGGAACCCAACAGGUCAGUAUCUCCCAGGCUGACAUGCAGGCAUUGGGAAACACAAUUACCAUGGUAACCAGUGAUGGCACCACCUUCACGGUUCCUUCCCAUGAAAUGCUUAAUGCAGAUGGUACACAUUCAGUCACCAUGGUAGCAGCAGAUGGUACAGAAGAGCAGGUGGCCAUUGAUUUGGCCUCCUUUCAGGGCAUACAGACAGAGGAGGGGGUUCACCCUGUCACUCUGUUAGCCACCUCAAACGGCACACAGAUCGCUGUCCAGCUCAGUGAACAACCUUCACUCGAAGAAGCCAUCAGGAUAGCAUCAAGAAUACAACAAGGAGAGAUGGGAUUGGAUGAUUAGAUAAGAUAAGCCUUUCAAUUUCUAUUGAAAUAUUUGAUAUGACGAGAACAACUGAUCUAUACAGAUUCUACAGUUUUCUGACUUAAGGGUAUUGUUCUUAAAUCAAACAUGGAAUUCUUUAUUAAGAUUUGUAAAUAGACAUUUUGAUAUGGCUGCACCAAGAGUCUGUAAUGCUGAAACAUCCAUUACUUUGUUGAGUAAGAUGUGUGUUGCUGCAUGAAUGAGAUUAAGAAAUGUAAGGUGUGUUUGGACUUUUGGUACCAUUUUUCCAUGUGUGAAUAUUGUAUUCUGUGUAAAUACAGUAAAUAGCCAAUGUUUUGAAUCCAGCAUAUAUUUUAACUUUGAAUGUGUACAAAUAAUGGAUACACAUUGGUUGUUAAAUAAAGCA
Oncorhynchus mykiss (rainbow trout) is the source of this 2874-nucleotide messenger RNA. Its product is annotated as zinc finger protein 143B. The record is from RefSeq and is a predicted model, not a curated record. Gene Ontology annotation, cellular component: nucleus. NCBI's taxonomy places the organism in Eukaryota, Metazoa, Chordata, Actinopteri, Salmoniformes, Salmonidae. Gene Ontology annotation, molecular function: DNA-binding transcription factor activity, RNA polymerase II-specific; RNA polymerase II cis-regulatory region sequence-specific DNA binding. Gene Ontology annotation, biological process: regulation of transcription by RNA polymerase II.